AUGCCUGAUACAAAUCUAUCUAUCUAUCUAUCUAUCUAUCUAUCUAUCUAUCUAUCUAUCUAUCUGAGGUUGUACAUUAUCUAUUUGGAUAGCUCGAUAGCUCUAUCUAUCUAUCUAUAUCUAUCUAUCUAUCUAUCUAUCUAUCUAUCUAUCUAUCUGCUCGUUUCUGUUCAUAUCUAUCUAUCUAUCUAUCUAUCUAUCUAUCUAUCUAUCUAUCAGUCUGUUCAUAUCUAUCUAUUUGUUGAUUCGUUUCCGGUCUUUCUCCUAAUGGAAUCUGCUUUUUUCUUUACCUUUUUUACAACCCUUUCUAUUUUUCUUUUAUUUUACGAUUCUUUCUUUCUUUUUUUAUAUCACUGUCGUCAUAGCUUUCAUUCUUUCUUUCCUUUUUAUAUCACUGUCCUUUCAUUCUUUCUUUCCUUCUUAUAUCACUGUCAUCAUAGCUUUCAUUCUUUCUUUCUUUUUUAUACCACUCUUUCAUUCUUUCUUUCUUUUUUUUAUAUCACUGUCAUCAUAGCUUUCAUUCUUUCUUUCUUUUUUAUAUCACUGUCGUCAUGGCGUCUUUCUUUCUUCCUUUCUUUCUUUCUUUCUUCUUUUUUAUUUCCUUUCCCUUGUUUAAUUUCAUAUUUUUAUCUUUAUUUUUAUCUUUUCUCGUUUGUCCUUUUGAAAGUUUUUUCUUCCUUUCCAUUUUUCUUUUUUUUUUCUUUAUUUCUAUUUUAUGCAACUUCUUUUUUUAUUUCAUAUAUACAUAUUUCCAUAUAUUCUUCCUUUCUUUCUCAUAUCACUGCCAUGGCUUUCUUUCUUUCUUUCUUUCUUUCUUUCUUUCUUUCUUUCUUUCACUAUUCUUUUAAUCCUAUUUCAAUCAACCUUAUCUCUUUUUUUCUUUCUCUUCUUAUUCAACCUUUCACUUAA
Acanthosepion pharaonis is the source of this 909-nucleotide messenger RNA. The record is from the annotation of a GenBank genome assembly. NCBI's taxonomy places the organism in Eukaryota, Metazoa, Mollusca, Cephalopoda, Sepiida, Sepiidae.